Molecule: messenger RNA, 1374 nt
Organism: Malus domestica (apple)
Lineage: Eukaryota; Viridiplantae; Streptophyta; Magnoliopsida; Rosales; Rosaceae
Product: putative pectinesterase 63
Biological process (GO): cell wall modification; pectin catabolic process
Molecular function (GO): pectinesterase activity
Source: RefSeq, a predicted model, not a curated record
CACUCUAAUCAAUAGCACCAAAAAAACAAAAUAAAAAUAAAAUGGCCGGAAAAAACAAAUGCAUGGUCGUCCAUGCAGCUUUAAUCAUGACAAUUCUCCUCUCUGCCACCAUUGCCAUGGCGGACGACAAUACACCGGUACCAGCCGCCCUUUCCCAAGUCAACACGUGGUUCAAUAACAAUGUGAAGCCGUACACACAGCGGCAGAAAACGCUUGACCCUGCCGUUGUGACGGCCGAGGCUGGUCAAAAAGUCAUCAAGGUCAUGCAAGAUGGAAAAGGAAACUUCAAGACCGUCACCGACGCCAUUAAUAGCAUUCCGGCCGGGAAUACCAAACGUGUCAUUGUGUACAUUGGAUCAGGAGAGUACAAAGAAAAAAUUACGAUUCCGCGAAAUAAACCAUUUGUCACAUUAUAUGGUUCUCCAACGAAUAUGCCAAUUUUGACAUUUGAUGGCACGGCCCAGAAGUAUGGAACUGUAAACAGUGCUACAGUGAUCGCAGAAUCCGAUUACUUUGUUGCUGCUAAUCUUAUUAUUAAAAACUCUUCACCAAGGCCAGAUGGGAAAAGAGUGGGAGCGCAGGCAGUGGCAUUGAGGGUGUCGGGGAACAAAGCAGCCUUGUACAAUUGCAAGCUGUUUGGGUUUCAGGACACCCUUUGUGAUGACAGGGGCAAUCAUUUGUUCAAGGACUGCUACAUUGAAGGCACUGUGGAUUUCAUUUGGGGAAGUGGAAAGUCUCUCUAUUUGAACACUGAGUUGCAUGUGCUGGGGGAUAAUGGAAUAACGGUGAUAACAGCACAGGCAAGGGACUCAGAUUCGGAGGACACUGGAUACUCAUUUGUUCACUGCAAGAUAACUGGGACAGGCAUUGGCACAUACUUGGGAAGGGCUUGGAGGGCCAGACCCCAGGUGGUGUAUGCAUACACCAACAUGACCAAGGUGGUAAACCCUGCCGGAUGGAGCAACGAUAACCACUCUGAACGCGACAAAACUGUGUCCUACGGAGAGUACAAGUGCAUGGGUCCAGGUUCAAGUAAGAAUAAUAAGAGAAAUUUGAGCAAAGAGCUGACUGACGAACAAGCCAAGCGUUUCAUUAGCCUUGGCUAUAUUCAGGGUUCCAAAUGGCUGCUUCCUCCUCCAAAUCCAAAAGUGUAGUUUUAUAUAUAGUAUACGUAUAUACACUACUAAUAAUACUGUUAGGGCUAGGGAAAUAGUUGAUUUUUCUAUGUAUAUAUUUGGGUGCCAUUGAGCAAGCCACACGCAUGCAUGCCUCAUGCAAAAUGUACUUAUAUCAUAUUGAGCUAGCAGUGUAUAAAACUAAUAUCGUGCCUUACUUUGUAUAGAAUCCGCUUAUAUAUGCACAUAUAUUCGACUU